AUGGCUGGUUGUCAACAUUAUGUCAGAAAAUGUUCCUUUUUGGCUCCUUGUUGCAACAAAAUUUAUCCAUGUCGGUUUUGUCAUGAUGCUGCUGAACAAAGUCACGAGCUCGAUAGGAAAACUGUGCAACAAGUGAAGUGUAAUCAGUGUGGAGCGCUGCAAAAUGUCGUCUCUCACUGCAGCGAAUGUGGGAUCAAGUUUGGAUUUUACUUUUGCUCGAUUUGUCGAUUGUAUGAUGAUCGAGAUAAGGGACAGUUUCACUGUGAUUUGUGCGGGGUUUGUCGGACAGGAGGAAAAGAGAAGUAUUUUCACUGUACGAGGUGUGAUAUGUGCUAUCCGAAAAACAUUAGGAGCUCGCACAGGUGCAUCGAGAAAAGCUCGAGAUCAAACUGUCCCAUUUGCAUGGAAGAUAUGCAUUCUUCUCCAAUUCCUUGCCAGGUUCUCAGAUGUGGUCAUUUGCUGCAUCAGACCUGUUUCCAAGCAUGUUUGAAAUCAAGGCAUAACCAGUGUCCCAUUUGCUGUACAUCAAUGACGUGA
This is a messenger RNA of Porites evermanni, 537 nucleotides long. Lineage: Eukaryota; Metazoa; Cnidaria; Anthozoa; Scleractinia; Poritidae. The record is from the annotation of a GenBank genome assembly.